Messenger RNA from Auanema sp. JU1783, 525 nucleotides. The record is from the annotation of a GenBank genome assembly. Lineage: Eukaryota; Metazoa; Nematoda; Chromadorea; Rhabditida; Rhabditidae.
UCUGCUCAUGCAAUAUGUCGUUCACAUGAUAAUUCGCAAUACGAAUUCAAAGAAGAAUCAGAUUCUAUAGAUAGAGCUCAGGAAACUGACAAUGGUCAUGAAAGUCAUAUGUCUAAACUCGCGAAAGCUGAACAAAGACACGUUUCCGACUUCUAUCUGGGAGAUGCACAAACUGAGCAACACAGGAACUCAUCGGAAAAACAAGAAAAAGCUCUGUGCCUCGAGACAUUACCAAAUGAGGAAGACUAUGAUCUGCGUACAUGCAGUGUUGAGACAGAGAAGUGUAGCAGUUCAGAUGAUGAGAAUGGAGCUGGAAGCAAUCCACAACUAGCCGAGAGAUUCCAACGAGAGGCUGUAAUUAUGAACGAUGCAUUCAUACGAUUUGUUCAUAACAACUUCAAUCAAUUAUCCCCUGAACAACUCGAACUGACAAAUGCUGUCAGAUCAGCAACUGUCUCUUCUAUCAAAGAAAUGUCCAGUUAUUUGGAAAAUGAGGAGCUGAACUAUUCUGCAGAUGAACUAGGG